Aegilops tauschii subsp. strangulata is the source of this 375-nucleotide messenger RNA. Its product is annotated as agamous-like MADS-box protein AGL80. The record is from RefSeq and is a predicted model, not a curated record. Gene Ontology annotation, biological process: positive regulation of transcription by RNA polymerase II. NCBI's taxonomy places the organism in Eukaryota, Viridiplantae, Streptophyta, Magnoliopsida, Poales, Poaceae. Gene Ontology annotation, molecular function: cis-regulatory region sequence-specific DNA binding; DNA-binding transcription factor activity, RNA polymerase II-specific; protein dimerization activity.
AUGGCUCGCAAGAAGGUGACCCUCCAGUACACCCCCAAUGACUCAACCCGGCGUGGUACCUUCAAGAAGCGCCACAGAGGCCUGAUGAAGAAGGCCAGCGAGUUGGCCAUCCUGUGUGACGUCAGGGCCUGCGUGCUGGUAUACGACGAGGGCGAGAUGGUGCCGGAGGUGUUCCCAUCCCACGUCGGGGCGGUGAAAAUCCUGAACAUUUUCAAGAACAUGCCGGAGCUAGAGCAGUAUAAGAAGAUGAUGAACCAGGAGGGCUUUCUCCGCGAGCGCAUCGACAAGCUCCGGGACCAGCUCCGCAAGUUCGGGCGCGAGGCCGGGACCACGAGAGAUCCUCCUGCACAAGGCCAUGUGUGGCAACCUCCCUAG